Molecule: messenger RNA, 2166 nt
Organism: Drosophila subobscura
Lineage: Eukaryota; Metazoa; Arthropoda; Insecta; Diptera; Drosophilidae
Exons: 2
Coding region: 1-2166 (721 amino acids)
Molecular function (GO): protein binding; RNA polymerase II general transcription initiation factor activity
Source: RefSeq, a predicted model, not a curated record
AUGAAGAAUAACAAAAAGAAAGGCACCUCCAAUAAGAAAAAAUGGCGCAAAGAGAAGCAGCCACAGGAGAAGAAUGUAAAUGAUAAUGCCAAAGCCACAAAACUUGCCGAAGACAAAUCUAGCUUUGAGCGUGAUUAUCGUAAAGUUCUCCACGAUAUCAAUAAUGUUAUUGUGGAAAUGAAUGAAAGUCUGCCUGAAAAAGUGAACGAAACGAGCAACCAGUUGGACAAGGAGAAUAUUGAGAGUGUGCCAGAGCCAUCGCAUACUGUGCAGCCCGAGGAGACUCUGCAGCCCGUAGAAAUCAUAGAGCUGGAGUCCGUGGAGAUCAUAGAGACUCUGCAGCCUAUGGAACUCCCACAGCCCUUAGAGUCCGUAAAGCACAACGAGCUUCUGGAGCCCAUUAAGCCCAUGGAGACUCUACAGGCCAUAGAACUCCUAGAGCCCUUAGAGCCCAUAGAGUCCCCACAGAGCCCCACCAAGCCCCUGCCGCCCAUUGAGCCUGCGAUUGUGUCGACACAUAAUACACAAUUAUUGGAAGAUGUCAAAGACUUCUACGAUGGCAACUCCAUUGUCAUAAGUCCCACUGGCGAAUGUAUUCACUUCAAUGCCAUUGAGGAUGAGACAAUUUUGGAGGAAUACGAAGAGGCGUUCUAUGCCACAUUGAAGAUCGUUGGCGCUGUGGCCAACAAGCACAAGUAUGAAAUCUUUUUGCUGCUGUAUCCCAUGAUGGCCCUGGCCUACAUGCAAAUGAUAUUCAGUGACCAGGUGGAGCGAGCCACUGGCUUUCUGGAGCAGGCGGCCGAGCAUCUGGACGGGUCGUACAAUCGACGCAUUGAGAAGCUGCGGCGCAUACGCGCGUACGAUCAGCUGCCGGAAAGGGCACUGGAGCUGCUUGCCAGUGCGGACAGGGUGGUGAUGGCCAUGGCCUGUCCGACAUAUCAUUUGUACAUUCAUUGCGUGGCAGAUUGGACGCUGGGGCAGCAGAACAAGUUGCUCGACCACUUUGCCAUCCGCAGCUACAACGAGGAUGUGCCGGUCAAGGAGUGGCAAUUGUGGGGGCAGCCACAACUGGAGCGCCUCGUGCACAGUGAGGCGCACCUGCCACGCCACUCUCCGCUUGAUCGCAGCAAGCAGACGAAGAUCUGUCUGUUUGCAACGAAGCAGCGCUUCUCGAACGUUCUCUGCACCACCAUAUCGAACGAUCUGUCGAUGGUGGCAGUGGGCACAAGCCGCCACUAUGUCCAGAUCUGCAUGGGCCUAGAUGCGAUGAGGCCGCAAACUGCUCACUGGAGGAGCGACAUGGUACUCCAUCGCCACGAGGGCCCAGUGACAUCGAUUGCCUUCGCGCCCUCCGAUCGAUUUAUGCUCAGCUGCUCGCAGGACUUGACCAUGCGUCUGUGGUGCGUCCACUCGUGGAAUUGUGUGUCCACAUACACGGAUCAUCUGUGCACCUACGUGGCAUUUGCCCCACGCGGCUUCAGCUUUGCCACCGCCUCGAACGAUGGCAUCGCACGUGUCUGGGGCGCGAACAUCGGGCAGCCCGUGCUCGAGUGCAAGGGACAUUUGGCUGACGUGAAGGUGUGCGUGUUCCAUGAGAGCGGACAGUAUCUGGCCACAGGGUCCGCCGACUGCACUGUGCGCAUAUGGCACCUGUACGGGAGCGGCCAGGUGCGCGUCUUUCGUGGCCACAGGGACAACAUCACUGCUCUGGCAUACUCCAAGUGCGGCCGCUACUUGAUAUCUGGAUCCCACGAUGCUUGCAUCAUUGUCUGGGACACGAUCAUUGGACGUUCGCUGCGCAAGCUGCAAUUUCACACAUCGCCCAUUCGUGCCAUGGCCGUGGACAUGGACAACAAUACGCUGGCUGUGGGCGGUCACAAUAGAUUGAGUUUCUGGGACUUGCAGCUGCUCGUCCACACCGUCUGUGAGGAUGAGGCUGAAGAGGACGACGUUGCCACGACCAAGGAACUUCUCCACAGUUCAUUUGAAUAUUUGGAGUCGCCCAUUAGCUGCCUUGGCUUCAUUGGCCCUCACUCUCUUAUGGCCGUUGUCGGAGAUCCAGCACCAAAGGACAACACGGACAAUCCGAACGUCGAAGACAACGCUUCGGUGGCCGUGGAAUGUGACAAGGAGGAGGGCAGUGUAGCUGGCAUAGCUCCCUCCUAA